Anoplopoma fimbria (sablefish) is the source of this 1135-nucleotide messenger RNA. Its product is annotated as phospholipase A and acyltransferase 1-like. Gene Ontology annotation, cellular component: cytoplasm. Bases 68 to 448 code for a protein of 126 amino acids. The record is from RefSeq and is a predicted model, not a curated record. Gene Ontology annotation, molecular function: A2-type glycerophospholipase activity; glycerophospholipid phospholipase A1 activity. The transcript has 2 exons. NCBI's taxonomy places the organism in Eukaryota, Metazoa, Chordata, Actinopteri, Perciformes, Anoplopomatidae. Gene Ontology annotation, biological process: N-acylphosphatidylethanolamine metabolic process.
AGCUCAUACAUAUUAAAUAUAUUUUACUAAUACACUUUCUAUUUCCCUCCAACUGUGAGAUGAGAACAUGGUACAGAGAACCUGCCGCAGCUUCCUUCACCAAUUGGCUCCAAAAUCAAAUGGUGAUCGUGUUCUGAGGAAAACCACAAUCUGCAAACAGCGCAUUACGGAGAUCAAAGUGCCUGCAGGAACUCGCAUCAGGGUCAACAACAACAAGCACAACCUGGUUCCAUCUCCACAGGAGGUGAUGAUGAAUCGCUGGGAGACGUUUCUGCACCAGGAGUUCAACUACGACCUGGUGAACUUCAACAGUGAGCAUUUUGCCACAUUUGUACGAUACGGCCACGCUGUGUGCAACCAGAUUCCUUUUAAGAAGAACGACACACAUGGGGAUACAACUCAAACCCUGGAACUGAUAAUGCAGCAACGGAUGGAGACAGAAAUUUAAGAUCUUCUGCUGUGCUUCUCAUGAACGUCAUCUGUCACACUGACUUUAAUAACGAGCAAAAAAUAAAACUCCUUGGCUGCAAUAUUGUCUGAGAAUUUUUCAUUUCAAAACUCAAAGAACAAUCAAAUCUGUUCAAUGAAAAGGAAAAAAAAGGAUGGCACAACAUUGAAACAUUGUUUCUGUGCCUCCAUGCUCACCCGAAAAAUCCUUAGCAAAGCCAAAAAAACUUUACCAACAAAGCAAACCAGAUAAGAGUCAGAAAAGUAUGUGUUUAUUAAGACUUCAGGAAUGUCAAUAACAGCGUUUCUAUACAGUAGGAGGGCUGAGGAGGCCAACGCGCAGACACAUUGACCUUCUGCUAUUCUCCUCGUUGAUAAUGAUCCAGACAAAGCCACACUGCCCAUCAACCAGACCUCUAAUGAAGCCAAACACUCUAUAUCAUCUGCUAAUAACCUCCCAACAGCAAGAGUCAUGAACAGGCCAGUGUCUUGUGAAUGAGAGGAGGGGAACAAAGCUCUGGGUGGACAGGAAGAAGUGGAAAGCAUCCUGUUUAUCGAUCUUAGACGGUGCACUGCCUGAUGGCACGUGGUGGUAGCUACAUUCUUCUUCUUCAUCCCCCAAACACACAAAGACAAAGACUACUGAAGCAAAGCAUGGAAAAAAAAAAAAAAAAAAAAAAACACACAC